AUGAAUGCUAAACGAAGACGCCUAUAUUCUCUUGAGCCAAACUUGAUAGCGCAAACAAUGUUUGCUAGAGAUUACGUGAACCAUUUGGUUCCAGCUCUAAUGAAGAUAAAGAAAGAAACACCAUUAGAUGACAAAUAUGGCCAUGACUCUGAGCUAGAAAAAACUGUGAGACAUGAAGUAGACCUGGCGUUGGUGAUGUCCGCCCCAGGGUUUGCUUGGAGUCAAGCCUUGAAAAGUAGGCUUCGCAAAAAUAUCAAUGCAGGUAGAUUUCAUGACUCUUCCAUCUAUCAUCAUGAUGAUUCUUCUGCCUCAUUGAAAUGUCCUUCUAUGCAUGGCCCAAGCAUUCUGAAAAACGAUGAUAAUGAUCCUUGCUCACCAAGGUUAACGCAUGCUAAUUAUAAUGCAACUGCUCAAAUGAAAGUUGCUCCAAGCCCUAAUGGUAAGGCCAAGAUUAACAAGAAAUUAAAGAGGGACAGAACCAAGACAGGAGCUGCAAAGCAAGUUGAGCAAGAGCAAGUUGGAAGCCAGUUGGCCAGUCUAAGAUCUCUUUUGCCUGGUGGGCAUGAGAUGGGUGUUGAUGAAUUGUUUAACGAAAUGGGAAGUUAUGUAACCAGUCUUGAGAUGCAGUUUAGCAGUUCCCGGUUCUCGGACGUUGUUGGGUCUCGAGAAGAAGAUGAGGAGGAAAAGGAGAGACCACUGGUCCUCCGGAACAAGUCACCAAGAUGGCAUGAACAGUUGCAGUGCUGGUGCCUCAAUUUCCGUGGGAGAGUGUCGGUUGCCUCUGUCAAGAACUUCCAGCUUAUUGCUGCGACGCAGCCUGCUGCUGGUGCACCAACACCUUCGCAGCCUGCUCAGUCUGAUCACGAGAAGGUCAUUCUUCAGUUUGGUAAGGUUGGGAAAGAUAUGUUCACCAUGGAUUACCGGUAUCCUUUGUCUGCAUUUCAGGCGUUUGCUAUCUGCUUGAGCAGCUUUGACACUAAAUUGGCAUGUGAAUAG
Dovyalis caffra is the source of this 996-nucleotide messenger RNA. NCBI's taxonomy places the organism in Eukaryota, Viridiplantae, Streptophyta, Magnoliopsida, Malpighiales, Salicaceae. The record is from the annotation of a GenBank genome assembly.